CUCCGCAGCGGCGGCCGGAGCUGCAGCCGCCGCCCGCCCGUCGCAGCGCCGGCGCUGCCGCGGUGCCCGGCAGGGAAGAUGGCGCCGUCCCACGUCCUCAAGUGCUGCCAGAAGGUGCUGGCCUGGGUGCCCGUGGCCUUCAUCGCCCUGGUCGUGGCCUGGUCCUACUACGCCUACGUGGUGGAGCUGUGUGUGUUUACUAUUUCUUCAACUGCAGAAAAAGUUGUCUACCUUGUGGUUUUUCAUCUGUCAUUUGUCAUGUUUGUAUGGUCCUAUGGGAAGACAAUUUUCACAUCUCCUGCAACCCCCUCUAAUGAGUUCUGCUUGUCAAAAGCUGAUAAAGAACAAUAUGAAAAAGAAGAGAGACCAGAAUCCCAGCAGGAGAUUUUGAGAAGAGCUGCUAAAGACUUGCCUAUCUAUACAACAACAGCAUCAAGAGCAAUCAGAUACUGUGAUCGAUGCCAGCUGAUCAAACCUGACCGCUGCCACCACUGUUCUGCAUGUGACAUAUGUGUAUUAAAAAUGGACCACCACUGUCCAUGGGUGAAUAAUUGUGUGGGAUUUUCUAACUACAAAUUCUUCCUCCUGUUUUUAAUGUAUUCCUUACUGUACUGUUUGUUUGUUGCUGCUACAGUCUUGCAGUACUUCAUAAAGUUUUGGACACUUUGCCACAGGAAAGCUGCAGAGAAUUGUCCAAAGAAUGAAUUGCCAGAUACCCAUGCAAAGUUCCACGUACUAUUCCUUUUCUUUGUGGCAGCCAUGUUCUUCAUCAGCAUACUGUCACUCUUCAGCUACCACUGCUGGCUAGUUGGCAAAAACAGAUCAACUAUAGAAACAUUUCGUGCACCCACAUUUCGAAAUGGUCCUGAUAAAAAUGGUUUUUCUCUUGGAUGUAGCAAAAAUCUAAGGGAAGUUUUUGGAGAUGAAAAGAAGUAUUGGCUACUCCCUAUCUUUACCAGUUUGGGUGAUGGAUGUACUUUCCCAACUCGUUUGGUGAUUAUGGAUCCAGAGCAACUUGCAGUCUCAAGCCAAAAUGAACCUGCCAAAAGCUCUGUAGCCAAUCAGUCCUUUCCUACUCGACCACUCAGUGAAUCACAAAAUCGGUUGCUAGCUGGUGAUUGUCAGUGGGUGGAAACUGGCCCUGAAGAGGAAAAUGUGAAAUCAGGUGCAAAAAAGCAUAUUAUAGUUUCAUUGGAAAGCUGAUCUCAGCUAAUUACUAACCAACCAUCUCAGUGAGAAACAGGUUUCUGCAACACAUUUUGAGCUUGAAUAUUACUUAAUUUAAUUUGGAAGAAGUUGAGCAGGAAAAAAUGGAACAUGAACAUUCUAGGAAGAGACAAAAGAAAUUCAAGUUUCUGCACAGUACAAUGGAUUCUUGUAAGCACUAUUGCAGAGCAGGGAAGUUAAGACAGAUGCCUUAAGAUUCUUAAUGUGCAUUUAUGCAACACUGAAUUAUAUACUGCUACCAAAGGGCCAGAUCCAGAAGUGCCCUGCUUGGAUGCACAAGGUCCAGAGUGGGAACUAUGCAUUUCUGUUAUGCUGCAGUGGUGGGGGUAGAUUGCAGAGACUCCUACCUCCUCAUGGGCAAACUUCAUACCUUAGGCACUGCAGAAGUCACUUCCAUAGAAGGUCUCCAGAGUACAGAAGGGGAAAAAAAGGAAAAGGAAGGAAAAAAAAAAUCAGCAUAGAGCAUGGUCAGCAAGUCUGAAGUGGGAGUAUACAUAGUUCAGAUUGCAGGCGAUGGGGAAGGGACUGGAUGAUGUCUUCUCUUUUCCUAUUAACCAGUCUACCCUAUGAUCACAGCUCUCCAAGUCUUUUGGGACUGAGGGUUCCUUCUACUAGCUGUGCUUUGGAGCAAGGCAAUGCCAACAACAUAAAAGCCUUUAACUUGGGUGUUGCUUUUUUGCUAUAAGAUUGAGCUUCCUCAUCAUUUUAACUUGAUUUAUUUAACCAUAUCAAGGACAGAGCUCAAAGAAGAAAACUUGGGUUUUAGUUGAAAAAAACAUGGAUUAUUACUUUCCAACAAUUGUUGGUCAGCCUAUAAGGAAAGGCCAGUCCAAAAAGGAAUUAAAAGUUCUUAUAUUUUCUGUUACUCUUCGCUGUGUUCUGUGUAAGGCAGCAGUAAAAUGUAAAGUACCCCUGAGAAAAACCAUAUUGCAGUUGUGUGUUGCUAGAAAAUGGAACCAGCAGACUACUGCUUUUUCCAUGGGACUCUUCAUGGUUUAUAAAUACUGUUUUAUACUUUUGUUUUAUCUUUUUAAUAAAGGCACGAGGUUUUAUUGGUUCUAAAAUACAAAUAUCAAGUACUUACAAGAAGAUUAGUGUUGGAUCAUAGAUCUGUGUUAGCACACUGAAAAAUUGCAUCCUUUAGUCUCCCACUUUCAAGUCCAGUUUAAGUGAUGCUGAAAUUGCUAAAGACUUGAUGGCUUUGUGCAGCAAUGUGCCUGUUCACAAAAGGCAAAAUGUGUUUCCUGUGUGAGGAAUCAAGUCCAUCCCAUCCUUAGCUCAAGACCUACAGCAAACAACAUGGGGUUUUUUUCUCCUCACCCCUCUAUAGAGAAGACUGCUAACUCAUCUUUGGGUGGUAUUGGAAUUUUGCACGUGGAAAAAGUGACAAAUACGAUUUUUCUGUCUGUAACUUUUCUGAUACUCAGCUGAUGCUGAUUACAAACAAACAUGAGCCCUUUUGAUACAGACUAAAGGUAGUAGUCAAAUUGAUGCUCUAGUCCAAAAGAACCUGUUUGGUUUGUCUCCCAGACUGAUUGCUACUUGCGUUAAAUAUGUUUAGGAUGGAAAUACUAAGGUAUCAAGUAUACUUCAAGGUUUAAAAUAAGUAUUUUUUUGUCUUUGGAUAUAAUAAAUUUUUCUUAAAUAUUAAUCUUCUGGAAAAAGAACUCUUUGAGAACCUAUGAACAUGAUUUCACUGUUGGAUAUUCUUGAGACAGACGUAAUGGUCCAAACUUGCAUGUUUUAUAGAAGUUGCAGAAUGUUUCUUCAAACUUUGUAUAAGAAAUUUUGCAAUUGCUAAUUCCAAAACUUACAAAAACGUUUGCUACACAUUAGUCUGAAAGGUUUAGCUUUUUCUUCUCAAAUGUCAAGUGAGAAGUGCCCAUCUGAAUAUAAGCUCUCAGCAGUAUUGCACCAGCAAAAUUUCUUGGGGAAGAUAAGAGAGAAGGAAGACAGCACAUUCAAAUGGCUUGUUCUGAAUACCAAAAUUUGCAGCCCCAAACACUGGUGGAACUGUCAUGGAGGGCCUGGGAUAUCAUCCGGCUUUUACUGCAUCAGUGUAUUAUAGCUGAAAUAACAUGUCCAUGCACAGACAUCAUCUAGCAGAACUAUAAGCAAAGUACAUGUCAGAAUCCUAAGUAUCACUGAUUCAGCAGUAUGGUCUCUGCUCCCCCCACCUGCUCCCCAAAGUGCUUCAUAUAACCCCCCAUGAAUGUAUGUAUCCUGUAGGCCAACAUCAGUAGAACUUGUUUGAUUUCUUAAGUCAGGAUAGUGAAUCUACAGGAAAAACUGCAAGUAAACAGACUAGGCUAACUCCAUGUGCAUUCUCUAGCGAGUGCUGCUCUUCUGAAACCACCUCUCUGUGUAUCUGAUGGACAUUUUUGUGGCUUUUCAUGAAGAACUGACAUUUUUGACAUGUUUAGGCAGAUCACAGGAGUAUUUUGUCCUAGAUUUUUCCUCAUAUUUGAAGUGAGAAAAGGACAGCAGUGGUUUUAGAUAAUCCUGAGGCCAGAGUUAGCAGUGGUUUUAGGAUAAUCCUAAAGCCAGAGUUACUGUUGGUGUAAAAGCAGGCAUUACUGAAAGUCUCUUUGACAAAUAUGAAACACAGUAAAAUCAGUCACAGAUGAUUCUUCCACAUUCACCACCCCCAACCCCUUUUAUUUUUUUUUUCAUCUGGGGAACUGGGGACUAAGGGAAACCCCAGGCUGAUAUAAAGGAAUUAAGUUCUCUAAGGGAAUUGCACUGCUGAACUCUAAGGGCAUGCCAGUGAGUGGGAUGGAGGGGUCAGGGCAUGUCUUAAGGCAGCAGGAUGACAUCCUGUGCCUUUGGGUUCUGUCCUGAGUGCUCCCUGUGCUGUGCCAGGCAGUCUGUGAGGCAGCAGGAUGGCUGGCUGGCUGGCUGUUGGGCUGCAGGGAGCUGUACGUGUCCCGGCGAGCAGAGGCAGGGGCUGCAGGAAGUGGCUUCUUUUGGCCCGUGCACAGAAGAGCUGGAACCUUCCAGUGAAUGCAGUGAGAAGGACAUGUGCAGAUCAGAAGGGGGAUGGAUCCUGAGAAAACAACUGUUUAGCGUGUUUGGCCGUGUCGUAAAUGCUGGUUUGUGCUUUAACUUACUCUGUAUCAGGGAGUCUUGAUUGUCAUUAAAAAUAGCAGCCCUUAAGCUUUUAGAUCCAUCAAAGUAAUGACUAUUGCAAGCCAUAUGUAGUAGUUAUUGUAGGAUAGUUGACAUUGACUGCAAUUAGAAACUGCUUUCGUGUUUCUUACUGAUUUUCUCUUUUAAAAAAUCUACAUACACUCAAAAAAAUGGCUUUAAAUUCCCAAUGUGAGGACAGAAACCUGAUGAAGGGCAAGAUUUCAGUGUGAUUUAUCCUCCGUAUUUCUGAAAUGUCUUGAAAUAAACCUGUCCCUGUGAAUAUGAGGCAGGGAAAUCCAUAAAUAGAAAUUACUUAAAACUGCACAAUAGUGGUGUUUUUCUUAGUGUUAUUUACUCACAGAGUGUACAACACACGCAUCAUUGCUGUGCCUAGCGAAGGCGUAUUAUGGGAGGAGGGCAGGAAGAGGAGUAGGUUUCUGUCACUAAUUAAUUGACUUCCUACAGUAUUAUUUUGAGACUGUCGUGAUACAAGUAAGAUGUGAUUAAAAACCUCCAUUUUAAAUAUUCAGAGGGUUACUUUAGAGGAAGUCUGGGCACUUCUAUUUUUAGUGAUUUGAGUAGAAAUUAUGGUAACAUUUUUGUUAAAGCUGCCUCUUGAGUGUGGAAUUUGCAAGUACCAAGCUACUUUUGGUAUGCUAUUCUUACAAAUUGGUCCUGUUCUCCAGAGUGCUGAAUACCUACAGUUUUCAGGUACUGUGUUUUUCCUUUGAUCUUGUGUGGUUCUUUAUUAUAAAUCAUCUUUUGGGUUGGGAUGAAUUUCAGUCCCACUGGGUAUGCACACAAAGACUUCAUGAUCUAACUCAAAUAUGGUCCAGUUGUAGCUAAGCAGAGCCCCAAGAGGAGGGAAACUGCAGCAGUGUUUGCAGCAGCAUUUAUGUCUGGCAGAUUUACCAAGAUGUGCUGAUUCUGACACAGAUUGACCAAAUCUGCCUGGAUCUGGAGCAGACUGACCAGAUUUUUAUUGGAAGUUAAAUAACAACAAAACCACAACAGCUUUGAGCUUCAUAGUGUAUGUUCUCCAAAGACACCCUCUAAAAUUGUGUCUAAAUGGGGGAUUUGGGUGUCCAUUUAGAGAGGCUCCAAACAGCAGCUACUUUUAGCUCAAGAACACGUCUUUUCACAGUACCUAAAAACCAGCAAGGUGUGCAAUGUCAGAGGCUCUUCUCUCCCUAAGUGGCACCAAAGCGAGCAGCUGCACAUGAAGUGAUUUAGUACUGAACACAUUUGUUACUUUUAUCAAUUUAUUUUGUAUAUAGAGCUUUAUACACAUUUUUCUUAAUUAUGUAACUGUCAUGAAACAACAUGAAGUUACAAGUCGUAGUUUGUUUUAAUGCAGGUUAAAACUGGGGUUUGGCCAUUUGUUUUCUGAAGCAAUUACUUGAAUUUGUUUCCAUUAGGUAGUGAAGUCUGAUAAUGUUUACAGGAUGUCUUUCUUUGGUUUGGGGAGGUUUCCCCAUCUUUCUUCCCACCCCCUGUCCCAAGAAACAGAGAGCUCAUGCUCAGCAGUCAAGCAGACAUGUCAGACAUGAAGUAUUUGGGUUACUUUUAUUGUCACCAAAGCAUUGGUGGUGACAUGCUGAUUCCCUUCCAUUUACACUGCUUACUGACAACUUAAGGACUUAGCGUGGUCCUCUCUGAUUUUUCCUGUCCCUUAUCCUGUUACCAGCUUUAUUGUGGGAAACUUAAAUCUUCCUGAAGGACGAUUCACAAUCAUAAAGCUAUCCCAGAAAGAGGCAGCAUUCCUGCUGUUAAGUCUGUCCCCUUUUUAACUUAGAUGAAUGAAACAUCCCUGGGUUAUCUCUGCAGUUCCUUUUGUAUUUGCCAGGAAGGGUCAUCAACAUUUGCACUAAUCACAAUGUCCCAGCUAUUCUGCUUCCACAAAGUUAUUUUUAAUUGUGCUGCCUAAACCUGUAAUGAGCUGUAUUUAAGUUUGGGACGACGUGUAGAAGAUACCUGUAAUAAUGACGUACUUACUGUAUUUUUUUGUAUGUUACAGAUAGGACUCAUCCUAUGCACAGAGAAAAUGUUGCCAUUUAUAGUUUAAUACUUGAAGUAACUUUUUAAAACGGGCUUUUAUAAAUGAAUUAAAUACAAAAUCACAUUGCUUUGCCUGGAAGUUCCUUCAUGUUUUAAUUGAAUUUGCAAUUUCCCUGUACGUGUACUUUUCCAUAAAGUUCUCUCAAGUCAUUUAUAACCAAUGAAAGUGCAUUCAAGAUUUUGUACAUCAGUGUUCAGACUUGUUCAUACUUCUCUGAAGUAUAAUUCAUGUUUAAUGAAAAAGUACUAUUUUAAGCCUCUUUUCCAAAGUUAUAUGAAUGGACUUGACACUUGAAUUCAUCAGUGAAUGCAACAUCAACUUAAUAAAAGUAUGUGAAAGAAUCUGAAAA
Molecule: messenger RNA, 6764 nt
Organism: Corvus hawaiiensis (hawaiian crow)
Lineage: Eukaryota; Metazoa; Chordata; Aves; Passeriformes; Corvidae
Gene: ZDHHC20
Product: zinc finger DHHC-type palmitoyltransferase 20
Exons: 14
Coding region: 79-1203 (374 amino acids)
Biological process (GO): protein targeting to membrane; peptidyl-L-cysteine S-palmitoylation; synaptic vesicle maturation
Cellular component (GO): Golgi apparatus; endoplasmic reticulum
Molecular function (GO): protein-cysteine S-palmitoyltransferase activity
Source: RefSeq, a predicted model, not a curated record